AUUAUAUAAGCCCCAAAGUAUCAUAAUAAAGCACAUAUUCAGCAGCAUUAUUCACUGAUAUCCAGGUAGUUCUACAUAAUGGAUAAUAAGCUCUGUUGAAUAUCAGUUUUUUUUAGACUGUUCAAGAGAUAAACAGCGACAUGCCAAAAAGACUAGAUGCAAAUGGCAGACAUAUCAACGCCAAUGAGCGGCAAUGGUAUUCAUUAAGACGUCAGGACUCUGGCAGUGAGCAAGUACGGGAUGCAUUGAGCCUUCACAAAUCCAACACAGCCACUGUUCCAAAAUGGGAUGCAGUGAAACCAGCCAAUGUGCAGCAAUCGGGUGCAGCAACAACUCAUGAAUCCGACACAGCCAGUGUGCAGCAAUCGGAUGCAAAAAAUAAUCAGGAAUCUGGAACAGAGAAUACUCAGGAGACAGGCGCAGAGGAUAAAAGUAAAUCUAACGAAGAGAGAAAUCGUAGCAUACGGGAUUUUCUAUGUGUUGUGUGUCAUUGCCUCCCCAAUUUAAUUGAAAUGAUACAAAGUACUAUAGCUGGAGAAGGAGAAGAAUUAAAUAUAGGAGAUAUAGUAAGCAAUGCAGUAGAUCUCACAGAGUCAACCAUAGAAGUGGUGGAAGCUGUUGUUGAAGUUGCAGAAGAAAAAGGAAAUAAUCAGGAUUCCGGAGCAGAGGAUUCUAAGGAGUCUGGGGCUGAGACAGGUAGCGCCGCAGGGAAGUUAGCUUGUGCCCUUUGUAGUUGCUUCUCUAGUUUAUCUGAUGUGAUAGAAAGUGCUGCUGCGGGAGAAGAAAUAGAUAUAGGAGAAAUAGUAAACAAUGCAGUGGAUCUGGCAGAGUCAGUCGUAGACGUGGCCGAGGCUGGUGCUGAACUUGCAGCCGCAAAAGAUGCAAAUUAGAAGUGUCACACUCCGAGCUAAUGGGGCUACAUCGGGUCCAAUCAAACUUCCUCUCUCAUCCCACGUGAAUAGACCAGAUCUUGGCUCCUUAUAAAAGAAUGAAAACAAACAGAUUUAUUUUUAUAUAUCAGAUAAAUAAGAUAUUAUGACACGGGAGAUAUAAGAUACUGUUUCUCCUCCUCCUCCUGUUGAAGAAAUAUUUACGACAAGUUAAUCUGUUUAAUAGCAGAGACUGCCAAGUCAUUGUUACAAUGAUUUACAUUUCCACUUUGGAGUUUGCCUAUAGUGUAGGGCCCAUCAUUAUCAAGAAGUUCAUAGAUAAUUCUGUACAAAGGUCUCUGUAAAAUAAUAAUAUGUCCCAUUAAAGGAGAAGGAAAGGCUAAAAUUAAAUAAGCUUUAUCAGAAAGGUCUAUA
Molecule: messenger RNA, 1304 nt
Organism: Xenopus laevis (African clawed frog)
Lineage: Eukaryota; Metazoa; Chordata; Amphibia; Anura; Pipidae
Exons: 6
Coding region: 141-890 (249 amino acids)
Source: RefSeq, a predicted model, not a curated record